AUGUUGAGCCAUCUGAAAACGCCAUUCCAUCACCAUGAUGAUCCUCUCUCCUCUUAUUCAUCCUCAUUCAUAACGACCACAACAGUUACAACAACAUCCGUUACGAAUGGCGAUGCAUGCACAGCACCACGAUCAUGUAAUGAAGACUCCUCAUCGAUUGACUCUUUCAACAGAUCGAGUGUCAAAUCACAAAUGAUUGCCAAAUCUAAACGAAUGCAAAAACUUUCCAAAAGUGUCCGAAAUAACAAACCUACCAAUCUAGUAUUGAUCCAGCACAACCAUACCAAUACCAAAGCAAACCAGCAACAAGCCAAAAGUCACCUUAAUAAUUAUCUUUCACAAUUCUGUAACCACAACAAUGAAAGAUCUUUGAUUCAAUCCUUGACCUUUGAUUACACUUUUCAAGAACGAAUUGGUUGUGGCGGUUCUUCCUCUGUAUUUACAGCCAUUCACAAUAAGAGUGGUGAAAAAGUAGUCAUUAAGAAAAUGAACUGUUCUUCGCCACUCUUUUAUGAUAACUUCCAUGAAACAGGUGUCGAUCAUUCCUAUUCGGAAUAUAUUGAAAGAUGUUUUGUAAAUGAAAUUCAAAAAUUGACCAAUCUUCGAGGUUGUGACCAUUCGGUUCAAAUAGUAGACUCAAUUCUCACCUCACAUACAAGUGUUUGUGACAUGUUUAUAGUGUUGCAGUAUGAAGAGGGAGUCAUUUCAUUGGAUCAAUGGAUUCAACAACUCAAAAAUUCCCAUAUUUGUGAAAAAAACAAUAAUAGGAUGAUGAUUACUGAACAAUGUUUGAGGGAAUUGAGUUUCAAGUUAUUGAACAUUCUCGAUCAACUUCAUCGAAGUCAUAAAAUCGUUCACAGAGAUAUUAAACCUUCAAAUAUAUUGGUCAAACCUUCCUCCUCCACAAAAGUCAUGUUUGAAAAGAUGUACUUGUGUGAUUUUGCUUUUGCUUCAAACAUUGUGACAGAUGUCAAUAAUGUCAAUGAGAGACAUUUCGAUCAUUCAUGCACUGAAAUUUAUGCAUCUCCUCAAAAACUGCACCAAGUUUCUUCUUCACACAACAACUGUCAUUCCUCAACAGAUCCAUUAGAUGAUAUUUGGAGUGCAGGAAUGACCAUUCUUGAAGUAAUUUUAGGACAUUCGCCUUUGGUUUCUUCACAACAUGGAUUCUUUCAUCAAGAUAUUUUGCAUUUUGAUUUCGAUUUGUUCAUUCACACUCAUUCCACCAAAUUUUCUCAUCUUUCGAAAGAUUUUCUAUAUUUUCUUUCGAAAUGCUUGAGUGUUCAUCUCAAAGAUCGACCUUCUGCCUUUUCAUUGAUGGAAUUAUUAAAAUAA
This is a messenger RNA of Naegleria fowleri, 1335 nucleotides long. RefSeq lists its product as uncharacterized. Gene Ontology annotation, biological process: autophagy; autophagosome organization; peptidyl-serine phosphorylation. The coding region runs from base 1 to 1335 and encodes 444 amino acids. NCBI's taxonomy places the organism in Eukaryota, Heterolobosea, Eutetramitea, Acrasida, Naegleriidae. Gene Ontology annotation, cellular component: autophagosome; cytoplasm. Gene Ontology annotation, molecular function: ATP binding; protein serine/threonine kinase activity. The transcript has a single exon. The record is from RefSeq and is a predicted model, not a curated record.